Messenger RNA from Rotaria sordida, 1578 nucleotides. The record is from the annotation of a GenBank genome assembly. NCBI's taxonomy places the organism in Eukaryota, Metazoa, Rotifera, Eurotatoria, Philodinida, Philodinidae.
AUGAUUUGGUAUUUGUUUUUAAUAAUAUUAAAUUUUUUUCAUAUUGAUGCUAGUAUUCAAUUAUGUAAUGGUCCAUUGGGUAUGAUUAGUGGUGAAAUACGUGAUUGGCAAAUAACAGCAUCAUCAAGUUUUUGGGAUUUGGAUUGUCAUGAAAAAAAUGCUCGAUUAUAUCAAUCAUUUGAUCGUGCAUGGUGUGCACGACAUAAAUCAGAUUCAGAAUGGUUACAAAUUGAUUUAGGUAUUACUGCAAAAAUAUCAGGUGUAUUAACUCAAGGUCGAGCAAAUAAACAAGAAUAUGUUACAUCGCUUAUGAUAUCAUAUAGUAUAGAUGCAUAUCGAUGGCAAUAUCUUGUUGAUCAAUAUGGAAAUCAAAAAAUAUUUUCUGCUAAUACAGAUUCAUAUUCUAUUCAUAAUAAUUAUUUUGAUGAAGUAAUUAUUGCACGUUUUAUUAAAUUUCAUCCAAUUAAAUGGUAUUUACAUCCAUCAUUACGUGUAGAAAUUAUUGGUUGUCAAGAAUGUAAACAAUAUUUGGGUUUACCACCUUAUGGAAAAAUAAGUGCAUCAACAACAUGGCCAUCUCGUCGACGUGCUACAUGUCAAGCUGAAGAUGGUUAUAUUAUGAGUAAUAAAGGAUGGUGUUCAAAAAGAAGAUAUAGAUAUGAUCAAUGGCUUGAAUUUGAUUUAGGACAUCCAUCAACUGUAACAUCAUUGAUAACUAAAGGUCGAGGUGAUACAAAUCAAGAGCAAUGGGUUACAAAAUAUAAAGUUUCAUUUUCUAAUGAUACUCGUUUAUGGUUUUAUUAUAAAGAUAAAUCACAGAUUGAACCAAAGGUAUUUGCUGGAAAUAAUGAUCGUGAUAGUGAACGUAUUCAUUUUUUAAAUCAACCAUUUUUUGCUCGAUAUGUUCGUUUACAUCCUAUUGAAUGGUAUAAUCAUGUUAGUAUGCGUGCAGCUAUUCUUGGAUGUCCACAUAAAGGUACUUGUUUUCCAGGUUAUUUUCGUGUCAAUAGUGAAGCUCAAUGCAUUGAAAAUAUGGCAUAUAAGAAACAAACAUGGACAAAUGAUCGAAAUCGUCAUCAUCAAAAAAUUGGUAUUGAUGGAUUUAAAUUUCGUAGUAUAAGAGAAACUAAUGGUGAUCCAUCAUUAGCUGUCGAUGGUUUUGAAGAACCGUUAGAAUGGUCAAAAUGUGCUACUAUUGAUAAUUAUUUUGUUAAAAAACCUGUUUGGAUGGUUGAUUUAGGUCGACGAACAAAUAUAGCUGGUGUCAUGUUAAGAACAUGGUAUGAAAAUAAAGAAUCUAAUGCAUCUUCAUCGAUAUAUCGAAAUUACUUAGCAAAUUUAGAUCGAUAUAGUGUUUAUAUUAAUCAUUAUCCACGUCGAUAUCGUUUUCAAAAUAAUAAUCUAUGUUCUUAUAUAACACGUACGGAUCAAUCAUUAACUUCAUCAUCUCGUUUACAUUUUCAAUGUCAACGUCCAUUACAUGGUCGUUUUGUUUAUAUUGAAGCAGACGGUGCUAAUAAUCAUUGGAAUAAAUUAUUUACUGCUGUACUUUGUGAAGUAUUUGUAUAUGAGCAGUAG